AUGGCGAAUGAUGAAUUUAAACUCGAUCAGCUGAAGAAGGAGAUUCCAGUGGAUGAAGAAUCUCUGGUUUUGAAUCGAGACUCUAGCGUCGGUCUCGUCAUCGUUGACGUCGUUAAUGGAUUCUGCACUGUUGGCUCCGGCAAUAUGGCUCCAACAAAGCAUAACGAACAGAUAUCGAAGAUGGUGGAGGAAUCUGCAAAGAUUGCAAGAGAAUUCUGUGAUCGGAAAUGGCCGGUUUUUGCGUUUAUCGACUCUCAUCAUCCUGAUAUAUCUGAGAAUCCGUAUCCUCCUCAUUGUAUCGUAGGAACUGAAGAAGCAGAGCUUGUUCCUGCUCUGAAAUGGCUUGAAAGUGAGGAUUGUGCUACUCUUAGGCGAAAGGAUUGCAUUAAUGGGUUUGUGGGUUCGAUGGAGAAAGAUGGCUCUAAUGUUUUUGUGGAUUGGGUUAAGGACAAACAGAUCAAAGUUAUUGUGGUUGUAGGUAUAUGCACAGACAUAUGUGUGUUUGAUUUUGUGGCUACUGCACUCUCUGCUCGAAACCACGGUGUUCUUCAUCCUCUAGAAGAGGUGGUAGUGUGCUCUCAUGCCUGCGCUACUUUCGACCUUCCUCUUCAUGUUGCAAAAAACAUCAAGGGAGCUCAGGCCCAUCCUCAGGAGUUGAUGCACCAUGUAGGUCUGUACAUGGCUAAAGGCAGAGGAGCUAAGGUAGUCUCUGAUAUUUCUUUUGAUACUUGA
Molecule: messenger RNA, 732 nt
Organism: Microthlaspi erraticum
Lineage: Eukaryota; Viridiplantae; Streptophyta; Magnoliopsida; Brassicales; Brassicaceae
Source: the annotation of a GenBank genome assembly